CAGGCAGCACCGUGACCACCGCUUAGGGUUCAGGCGGGGUCCUAGGCAACGGGCAUUGUUUAGAGCCGCGGUGCAUAAUGUAUCUGUGUGCUGGGCUUCAAUAAAGUUCGAGUUGAGCAUAAUUAAGACUAAGUCACUUUACUACAUUGGCGACGAGGAUAAAUCAAGACUUCAAUGGCGUUGUUUGGAAAUUUGACGGAGUUUGACCAGGCUACGGAUGAUUGGCAACAGUAUGCUGAACGCCUGGACUGUUACUUGGUGGCUAACAAAAUCACAGACGAAGGACAACAGAAGGCAAUUUUCCUGACUUCGUGUGGGGCCAAAGUAUGUGCAGUGUUGCGGGAUUUGUGCCAGCCUGCGGAUACAGACGUGACAUUGACGGAGAUGCUUCAGAAAUUAACGGAUCACUUCUCGCCAAAACCUAGUUCGAUUGCGGAACGAUUCGAGUUUCGUUCCAAAUCGAGACAACAAGAUAUCCAGCAGCUGAUUGGUCAUCAAGAUGAACUUCCCUCUCAGCCACAGCAGGGGAGCUCCACUUUGAAGCAGAAAGAUCCACAGCCCCCCCACAUCAAAGAGGAAGAGGAGGAACUCUGGAUCACUCAGGAUAGAGAGCGUCUUCUACCUUUGAAGGAAGAUAACGCUAAGUUGCCACUGACUGGUGUCUCUGUGAAGACUGAAUACCAUGAAUAUGAACCACCUGAGUCCUCACAGCUUCAUCACAGUCCAAGUGAGAAGAACAAAGGGGAAGAGCCUCCAAGCAGCAGCUCACCAGAAAGCAUAACAACAGAAAAUGAUGGCGAGGAUUGUGGAGGAUUACAAGCAAACCACCUCUUAGCUCCACUCUCGGACAGUGAUGACACAACGUCACACUCUCCUGAGGAUGAAAACGACGCCCAAGAACCUUUGAGCAGCAAUACAGACUGUAAAGGGGUUAUGAGGACUCACACUGACAUUCAACACUCUGAAGGCUCUGAAAAGAUGACAGUUAAAAAACUAGGAGUUUUGGGUAACAUUCACAAGGGAACACAAAUAGUACAAAAAACAUUUAGUUGUUCAGUGUGCGGUAAAAUAUUCUCUCAAAAGUCAUAUGUGGUAAGACACAUGAGAACACACACAGGAGAACAACUUUUUAGUUGUUCAGUUUGUGAUAAAGGAAUCUCUAGUAAGUCGAAUAUGGUAAAACACAUGAGAACACACACGGAGGAAAAACCUUUUAGUUGUUCAGUAUGCAGUAAAAUAUUCUCUCAAAAGUCAUAUGUGGUAAAACACAUGAAAACUCACACAGCAGAAAAACUUUUUAGUUGUUCAGUUUGUGGUAAAAAAAUCUCUGUAAAGUCGAACAUGGUAAAACACAUGAGAACACACACGGGAGAAAAACCUUUUAAGUGUUCAUUGUGCGGUAAAACGUUUACUCAAAAGUCAACUAUAAAAAGUCACAUGAGAACGCACACAGGAGAAAGACCUUUUUGGUGUUCAGUGUGCAGUAAAAGAUUCUCUGAUAAGUCAACUAUGAAUAGACACAUGAGAACGCACACGGGAGAAAAACCUUUUUGUUGUUCAGUGUGUGGUGAAAAAUUCUCUCAAAAGACCUAUAUGGUAAAACACAUGAAUAAACACACACAGGUGAAACACAAUAAUCCUGUUCACUUGGAGCAAAAACAUUGAUUCAGCAGCACACACUGAGAUGCACAAUUGACAAAAACUUUUUUGUUACCCAGCCUGCGCUAGUCUAGUAGCUGUUGUGUAGACGGUGGCAAUGAUGAAUGGUCUGAAAGAUAUAGAGAAUAGCCAAGCUCAACUUGCAAGAAAACCAACAUUUUAUUCUGAGGAAGUAGUGGAACCGAGGAUGCCGAAAGACAAGCUAAGAAGAAUGUAGGAAAGAAAUCAAGCAGUAAAGAUGCCAUUGUGAAGAAUGUGAAGUUACCAUUACACACCUUUGACGAAAGCAAUUAAAAAGGAAUGAGGAAAAUCAAAUGUGCAAAUAACAGAAGAUGUUUUAAUAAAUUAUUGGUGGUGUUAAA
Entelurus aequoreus (snake pipefish) is the source of this 2021-nucleotide messenger RNA. RefSeq names its product zinc finger protein OZF-like. Bases 175 to 1665 code for a protein of 496 amino acids. The transcript has 2 exons. NCBI's taxonomy places the organism in Eukaryota, Metazoa, Chordata, Actinopteri, Syngnathiformes, Syngnathidae. Gene Ontology annotation, molecular function: RNA polymerase II cis-regulatory region sequence-specific DNA binding; DNA-binding transcription factor activity, RNA polymerase II-specific. Gene Ontology annotation, biological process: regulation of transcription by RNA polymerase II. The record is from RefSeq and is a predicted model, not a curated record. Gene Ontology annotation, cellular component: PcG protein complex; nucleus; transcription regulator complex.